Molecule: messenger RNA, 4242 nt
Organism: Nipponia nippon (crested ibis)
Lineage: Eukaryota; Metazoa; Chordata; Aves; Pelecaniformes; Threskiornithidae
Source: RefSeq, a predicted model, not a curated record
AUGACCCCCCCGGGGUUCCAGCCCCUGGCGAGGGGCCUGACCCCGGCGCCGGCAGGGUCUGGGGUGGGGACAGCAGAAGGACCGCGGGUGAACUCUCCCAGCCUGGCAAACCGCCUCGCCAUAAACCCCGCUGCCGGGGCUGGGAAGCCGAUAACGGCGGGGCUGAAGUCCAACGCGGGGCUGGUCCUGGGGAGCAGAUUCCAGCCCAGGGCUCGCGGCGUGGCCUCCCCUGCCAGCCCCAUGCCUCUCCUGGCUCCGUUUUACCCUCGCCGUGGCCCGGAGGCCGAGAUGGCUGGGCAGGAGGUGCUCGCCCUCCUGCUGCUGCUGGCCGGGACCAUCUUCCCCGGUGGGUCCACGGUUGUCAACAGCUGCAGCAGCGCAGCCGAGCAGCUCUGCGACUUCGUUUUCAGCCCGGUUGUCUCCCCCGUAGCCGGGACCAUCUUCCCCGGUGGGUCCACGGUUGUCAACAGCUGCAGCAGCGCAGCCGAGCAGCUCUGCGACUUCACCUGCGACUGCAGCGACUGCUCCGACGAGAACCAGUGUGGGUACCUGUGGGGCUCAGCCGCGCUGGGCACCCCCUUCACCUGCGAUUUCGAGGAAGGCGACUGCGGCUGGCGGGACGUGAGCACCUCGGCUUACAGAUGGGUGCGGGGCCGGGCCAGCCUGGCCACGUGGGGCACGGGUCCCCACUCAGACCACACUGUGGGCACCGACCUGGGGUGGUUCAUGGUGACCGUGUCCCCCUGGGCAAAGACCACGGCGACGGCCUGGCUCAGGUCACCGGUGAUGCAGGAAGCAGCCGCCACGUGCGAGAUCAGGGCCUGGUACCACCUCUCGGGAAGCGGGCUCAACCAGACGGAGCAGCCGGUGCUGCGCCUGGCCAUGGUGUACAGGGACGAGGCGGUGGGGCUGUGGCAGAGCCCCGAGCGCGGAGGCGAGGGCUGGCACCAGCUGGUCGCCUACACAGGCCGGAUCACGGGGCAGUUCCAGCUCAUCUUCUCCCUGACACAACCACCUGCGUGCGGGGUAGAGCUGGCGCUCGACGACAUCAUCUUCAGGAACUGCGGCUUGCAGGAGCCCAGGCAACAGGUCUGCGGGGCGGAGGAGAGCGCCUGCGGCCAGGGCUCCUGCCUGGCACGGCACCGCUUCUGCGACGGCACCGAUGACUGCGGAGACGGCUCGGACGAGGAUCCAAAGUUGUGCAAGUCCUUCCUCCGCUGCUCCUUUGAGCAAGAUCUCUGCAACUGGAAGGCAGAGGUCGGGCAGCUGGCAUGGGAGAGGAACACGAGCCUGAACCUGGGGACCGCGUACAGCAUCCCCACCCGGGACCACAGCAAUAACAGCAGGGCAGGUUUUUUCCUCCACGUGGGCAGCGAUUCGGCAGCGGGGGCCAGCGGCCCGGCCCAGCUCAGCAGUCCCAUUUUCCAGGCCACCAACUCCUGCUCCCUUGUGCUGUACUGCUACCUCCACGGCUCCACCACCACCCACCUCAGCAUCUCCUAUGUGAUCAAAUCCACCAAGUACCUGGUGAGGGAGAGGAUGGGGGACCUGGGCAGCUGCUGGGUCCGGGAGAGAGUGGACUUCAAUGUGACGGACAGCUUCAAGGUGCUGAUCGAGGGGGUGGCCAGCGGCACGGGGACCGUGGCCAUCGAUGACCUGAUCCUGUCUCCGGGCUGCAUUCAGGCACAGGAGAAGCUUUUGACCCCGCUGCCAAGCCGGGCGCGUGCCGGCCCCUGCGCGGCUCAGGAGGUGGCCUGUGACAGCGGGGGCUGCAUCAGCGCGGAGCUGGCCUGCGACUUUGCCAAGACGUGUGCCGAUGGCUCCGACGAGAAGCGCUGCGGAGCGACCACCUUCGAGGCAGGGCCUGGGGGCUGGCACGAUGUCAGCGUGGGACGGCUGCGCUGGGCUGUGCAGAGGGCCACCAAGGCUGCCGACACCGUCCUCACAGGUGCAGGGGCUUUCCUGGGACUCCAGGCAGGAGAAGGACAAAUGGUGGCUGCUGCAAAGGCACGCACGCCUCUGCUGGGCCCCUCCGGCCCUGCCUGCACCAUGGAGAUGAGCUACCACAUCCACGGCGGCCCUCAAGGCUUCCUCGCCGUCAGCAUCGCGGAUCACACCGCUGGCACCACCCAGCUGGCCUGGCACACGCCAGCACACAGCAGCGCAGCCGGGGGACACGUCCGCAUCCCACUGGGGGAGAGGACACGGCCCUUCCAGGUGCGCCUGGGGGCACAGGGACCAGCCCGGGUGGCACCCCGGGGCUCACCGCCGCCGUGCCAUCCCCAGGUUGAGCUGCUGGGGCUGGUGGAUCUGCAGGACUCGGCGAGCGCCGCCGUUGACAACGUGAUGUUUGUGCAGUGCCACCCCAACGUAGUGCCGCCGGGGGCUGCGGAGCUGACCUGCAACUUCGAGAGGGGCAUGUGCGGCUGGUACCAGGAUCAGUCCAGCGACUUCCAAUGGGUCCACGGCACAGGGCAGGGGCAAGGCUCUGACCACACCACUGGCUUGGGCUACUUCUUGGCUGCGGACCCCUCUGCGCCGUGGAGCCGUGGGCAGCGGGCACGGCUCAUCACCUACCGCCAGGAGCCCGCCGCCACCCCGCACUGCCUCUCCUUCUGGUACCGCCUGGCCGGCCCGCAGAUCGGCACCCUGAACCUCAAGCUGUGGCUGGAGGGAGCGGAGGAGACGGUGCUGUGGACCCAGCGAGGGACCCAAGGCAGCAUCUGGCACAGGGGCCGGGCGACGCUGCCUGCCACAGGCCGGCGGCAGUACCGGGUGGCCUUCGAGGCCCUGCGGGAUGGGUUCCUGGGGGACGUGGCGUUGGAUGACCUGGCGCUGACGGCGGGGCCCUGCGGGGCCGAGCUCUCCUGCUCCUUCGAGGCGGAUGCCUGCGGGUUGGUAGCCAGUGGGCAGAGCACCUGGCUGCGGCAGAGCAACAGCACCGGCACCACCACCGGCCCCCUGGCUGACCACACCACUAGCACCGCCGCAGGCCAUUACAUGGUGGUGAGCACGGGCUGGGGCUCCCUGCCUGCGGGGCGUGCAGCUGCCCUCACCUCCCAGCCCUACCAGCCCUCCGCACCUGCCCAGUGCCUGGCCUUCUGGUACCAGCUGAGCACCGGGACCCCAGGCUCCCUCGGCGUCUUUGUGGAGCAGAGCGGGGUGCGGAGGAAGGUGAUGGGUGUGAGCGCCAUGGAGGGGGACGCCUGGCACCGCGGCCACGUCACCGUCCGGCCAGAUGGGGACUGGCAGGGGGGACGGGGGGGGGGGGCCGGGGGCUCCCUCGGCGUCUUUGUGGAGCAGAGCGGGGUGCGGAGGAAGGUGAUGGGUGUGAGCGCCAUGGAGGGGGACGCCUGGCACCGCGGCCACGUCACCGUCCGGCCAGAUGGGGACUGGCAGGCGAUAUUCGAGGCAGUGGGAGCUGGGGGCGACCACGGGUACAUCGCGCUGGACGACCUGCACGUGUCGGACGGAGCCUGCCCCGAGCCAGUGUCCUGUGACUUCGAGCGGGACAUGUGCGGCUGGAGCAGCCCCGCAGACCCCCGCCUGCACGGCUUCGCCUGGGGCUGGAAAAAAAGCGGGGUCCCCCUUGCCAAGUACCCUGGCCCCGAGCAGGAUCACACCCUGGGCACAAGGAACGGUCACUACGUGCACUUUGACACCAGCGUGCUGGGCCCGGGGGGCAUCACUGCCCGGCUGGAGAGCCAGCACCUGCCUGCUGCUGCCGACUCCUGCCUGCGGUUCUGGUACCACAUGGACAUCCCGGAGCACCUCUCCAGCGGGGAGCUGCGGGUGAUGGUGCGCAGCGCGACGGGGCAGCGCACGGUGUGGAGCGUGGCGGGGCACCGGAGCCGGGGCUGGCGGGACGGCGUGGUGCCUGUGUGGAGCCCCAGCGAGUUCCAGAUCAUCUUUGAGAUCACCACCCAGAGGUGGCCGAUGGAGGGGACGGUGGCGCUGGACGACAUCGCGUACAGCGCCGCGGGGGGCUGCCGUUCCAGCCCGGAGGUGCCCGUGGAAGAGAAAUCCUCCAGCGGCUUUGUGGCAGAGGUGGCGCUCAGCCUUCUCCUGGUCAUCAUCGUCCUGGUGCUGGUGGCUGUCGGAGGCUGGUACUUGCUGAAGCGGCAAGGGCUGGCGAGCGGGACACCAGCGGAGAGCGGUCCUCCCCAGGGCUUCGACAACAUCACGUUUCGAGAUGACAAGGUCAUCAUAUCUCCAGUGCCAGCGGAGGGGGACGAGGACUGA